This is a messenger RNA of Sipha flava (yellow sugarcane aphid), 1488 nucleotides long. Its product is annotated as zinc finger protein 622. The record is from RefSeq and is a predicted model, not a curated record. Lineage: Eukaryota; Metazoa; Arthropoda; Insecta; Hemiptera; Aphididae. Gene Ontology annotation, molecular function: zinc ion binding; nucleic acid binding. Gene Ontology annotation, biological process: ribosomal large subunit biogenesis. The transcript is spliced from 6 exons. Gene Ontology annotation, cellular component: preribosome, large subunit precursor. Bases 331 to 1449 code for a protein of 372 amino acids.
AUUUCUGUAUGUUUCUGUCGUGGUGUGCCCUCGUUCUAAACGAAUGGAUCUUCGCGGGAAAGAAUUUUUUGUCUGCAAAAAAAGGGGUUAAAUGUAGGCAAUAUUAUUACGGACACAAAAAAUUCGUUCCUGCGAAGGUCCAUUCGUCGUUCUAAUCAUUUUAUCGUCGAAUCGUCCGUGUGCCAGUGAACAACAACAGCUACACCAUUAUCAGUGCUCGUCUCUGCAAUUUGCCUUGCUACUUACGUUUCUCACGUACGACUGUUUACGUUAAGCUCUUGAUUUACUCACGGAACCGUUUCAUCAGACGCACCGGAUUAAUUAGAGAAAAUGAGUUCUUCCCCACAUCAAGGGGCAUUGACAUGUGUUACGUGCCAAAUUGUUUUUGAAACUGGUGAAUCACAUCGUGUGCACUAUAAAACGGACUGGCAUCGUUAUAAUCUCAAAAGGAAAAUCAUUAACCUGCUUCCAGUUGAUCGACCAACGUUUGAAACUCGGAUAGUCAGUCAACGAGCUAAACAGGAUGAAGAAAAUGCAAAGAGCUCAAUCUAUUGUAUAAUUUGUCGAAAAUCAUAUUCUUCACAAAAAUCAUUUGAUAACCACUUGACAUCUAAACAACAUAAAAGUUUAGCAUCUCAUUCAGACAGUAUUGAUAAAGAUAUUGGCAUACCAGCUUCCAAGAAACCAAUUAAACCAAUUGAAAUAAAACUUGUAGAAGAAAAAGAAGAUGAUGAUGAAUAUGAGGAUGUGGAUGAGAAUGAAGAAUGGGAUGGAGUAGUCAGUGAAAACAAUCCCAUAACAAACAAUAAAUGUCUGUUUUGUUCUCAGAGCAGUGAAAACUUGUUGGAAAAUAUUAAACACAUGUCUGAUUCACAUUCAUUUUUCAUACCAGACAUUGAAUAUUUAGUUGACAUGAAAGGAUUGUUGGUGUAUUUAGGCGAAAAAAUAUGUCAAGGUUUUAUGUGUUUAUGGUGCAAUGAUUCUGGGAAAAAUUUCCAUUCAAUAGAGUCUGCACAAGCGCAUAUGAUUGAUAAAGGUCAUACUAAAAUGGUUCAUGAAGGUGAAGCAUUACUAGAGUAUUCAGAUUUCUACGACUAUUCUACUAGUUAUCCAACAGACUCAAAUGAAGAUGAUUAUCGUGUUGUUGAAGAUGUAAACUCACAAUUGAUUCUUCCUUCUGGAGCUAGAAUUGGUAAACGAUCGUUAAUGCGAUAUUACAGACAAAAUUUGAAUCCAAAUCAUGAUUGGGCAGUUAUGAAAGAGAAAAAGGUAAAUAAAGUAAUUAAUCAUUACAGACAUGUUGGAUGGACAGGAACUUUCCCUGCUGCAGCAGCCAGGAAAGCCAGAGAUUUGAAGAUAAUGAGACAAGUUCAAUCGAAAUUGUACAUGCAAAUAGGUGUAAAAGCCAAUAAGUUUCAAAAGCAUUACAGAGAACAAGUCAAUUUUUAGAUUUCUUGUUAUAUAUAUAUUGAAAUACUUAAUAUAAAA